AUGGCUGCCUUCUUCCAGUCCUUCCGAACCUCGAGCAUGCCCAAGAGGCUGCUUCGCUAUGCCCUCUCGCGCCUCGAGAUCCUCGACGCCGAGGCCCUCGAUGUGGAGAAUCUCGACUUUGCCCUCGGCAGGAACACCGUCUUCGAGUUCAAGGAUGUCGCCAUAAAACUCAAGGUAUACCGAUGCCCCGGCACGCCCUUGCCUCGGCAAGCUCCUGCUGACCACCCGCAGCGGCUUGAGAAGCUUCUCAAGCUUCCCGCCACCUUCAAACUGCAAAGAGCCAAAGUCCUGCUGCUUCGAGUCACCAUCCCCAUGGAUUUCUACACGAGCCCCAUCAUCAUCGAGAUCGACGGUGUUGAUGUGAGGCUCGCCAUCGUCGGAUCCGACGCUCAACCCCCGACGGCGCCCGCUCCCCAAGACGACGCCGACGCCGUGCCCAAUACCGUCGACCUUGCCCAGUCGUUCCUGCAGACGCAGCCCUCCUCGGAGAGGAAACAGCUGGAAGAGGCUCUGGUGGCGGAGACGCAUGAUCUUGCCGCCUCCGUCUCCGUCAGCGAUGACGGCAGCGAAGACGAACCGGCCUAUGGCACCGGCCAGGCCCUGUCGUUGCCCGACUUUCUCGCCGGCUUUUUGCAAGGCAUAAUUGACAGGAUGCAGAUCAGCAUCAAGGGCGUCAGCUUCCAGCUCGACAUGGAGGUACCAUCCGACGUUAGCGUCACCUCCAUCGACCCAGUGUCAGUCCAGCUUGCUCUCGAGACCAUCCAGGUUGAGGGGGUCACCACGACAAUCCGAACCGACGGAGAGGAGCAUCGGCCAGUUUCCAUCCCGAAAGAGGGCAAACGUCUGGUCUCCCUGGCGAACAUUCGUGCGUAUCUGAUAUUGGAAGCCAAUGUAUUCUCCGUCUUCAGCAGGUGUCCCUCGAUCGCUUCACCCUCGGUCACAUCCUCUCCGAUUAUGACGCGAAAUCCGCCAUCGAGACAAUGCAGCUCAUUAUCGCAGGGAAGCUUUCGCGAGCAGCCUAUGGUCUCUCUUCAGCAGAGUUUCCGAGAGCAUCUCUCCGACGAGGGGGAAUCGUUCGAUACCAAACACCGGCUUGCCGACAGCGAGGAUGCGCUUGGCAUCCCGUACGACUUUUACGAGAGCAGAGAGGCCGACGAUGAUAGCCCGCCCACCCCGCGGCUUUCUGCUCUCCACGAUUCAGUGUUGCCGGACGAUUCCCUAUUUCACUCCACUUUUAAUGCCGCUCCUCAAUCUUCAUCCUCCGGAACCUUUCGUGAGGAGCAGAUGCAGGAUGCUCUAAUUCCGGAGACUUUGAGGUUAAGCCUCGGUCAGGAUCCCCCCCCGAGACGUAUGUAUGCCGAACCAGCGGAAAGUAGCCAUGGUCAGCCACAGUCUCCCACAGCAGAGAACACGUCCAAAACAAGCUCAUCCUCCGAAGCAAGCCCCACGGCCGAUCUCGCAGAGUCCCGUCUAUACACUCACGAGGAAGCGGAGAGCAUGUAUAUGAGCGCCUUCUCCAGUGCAGAGAAUCUCCCGUCAAUGGCGUCGCGCCUUGUGUCGAAUGCCGGAGAAUUGGGAGACGUGACGCCGACGUCGCCAGCUAUGCCUGGAGCUUGGGGUGACGAGCCGGAAGGACACAUGCCGAAAAGGCGCGUGCCACCGCCGAUGCUCGAGUCGGAGACUCCUCUCCCAGGUGCGCGACAGGUUGUCGCAAGCGGCCCGGAAAGUGCAGGUUCCUCGCCUGCAUUUAGCAAGGCUUCUAUUGCGCGAGCACCCGCCCCCGAACCUGUGCCGUCUGCAUAUGAAGGGCCUCAUGACGAUUUUGCAACACCAAAAGGGCCAACCCGUGUCGCCAAGGAAAUACUGUCUCUCAAAAGCGCAUCCAUCUACAUACCUUCGCAUCAUCAAUCUGUUCCAGUUCAGACGACAUCGGAAUCGAUUGCCCAUCUGUCACAGACUCUGGGAACGUCAAUUUUCCCCCAGGCUCCAGGCGCCUUCUCCGUCCAUCGCCCUGCACCCUCUGUCGACGAAUUGACGGCGGCACAGCCCACUUCGGAAGCAGUCCAUGACGGGACCUUGGAGGUGCUGCUCUCCCCUCUCGCCGUCAGCUUUGAUGCCUCAGUGGGUUUCCUGCUCGCCAUGGUCUUUGACAGACUCCUCAAGGCCGCCAAGGAUGGAUUUCCGGCGUCGGAUAACUCUCUCCAUGACCCGCAAAAGAACCCCCCCCGAGCAGCUCCGGAAAUAAAGGUCCAAGUCGAGGAGAUCUCACUCAACUUCCUGAAUCGCCUCGGCGGUGUUGCCGACACAUCGGAGCGCUACCUAGACCCCUCCGCUUUCAUAUUCGACCAGGACGUUCUGCUGAACGCCACGAUGCGGAAUCUUGAUGUAUCUAUCGCUCCAGUAGCCCUGACUUCAACUGCCACAGGCUGCAAAGCACCAGACCGAGAGGCUGUCGUGACCAAGGUGGGCGUGGAAAAGUUUCGUUUCGGCUACGCCAGCGGUGAUCUGGUAUCUUUUGAUAGCGAGAGACCCAUGAGCACCUCAGUGAGGGACACGUUUCUUUCCACCGGACACGACAUUGGCAUCAAAAUGGUGCAGACGGCCACGUCGACCUCCAUUGACGUUGAGACGCUACCACUCGUCGUUCAGAUCGACCUGCAACGUCUGGAUGAGACCUUUGGCUGGUUUGGUGGACUGAGCAGCUUUCUUAAUAUGAACGUAUCGAAGACUUACCCCUCACCGACCACAAAAUCUGUCGCAACACCGGCGCAGAGGAGAGGUGUUCACUUCGAGACACCCAUCGACCCCGAGGACAAGUCCGCAACGGCUCAAAACAAGGUCAACGUCCGCAUCGGAGGUGCCCUCGUUGAGCUUGUGGGUAGAGAUUGUAGCGUGGCGGCCGAGACGAACGCCAUCAAACUCGUCAGCCGCGACGAAGGCAUCGGCGUUGCCUGCAGUCAUAUCCGUGUCUCCGGACCGUACCUGAAGAAUUCUCUCGCCGAGCCGGCUAUCGCAACAGAGGUCGGUGGUGUGCGGUUGGAGUUUCUUGUGCCUCCCAAAGACAGGGAUCUGGAGAAGCUGCUGGAGCUCAUUAUUCCUUCAAAGGUCAAAUUCGACGUGGGGAGCGACGAGAUUAUGGUCGACACACUGCUCCGGCAGCGACGAAAGGGAUCUGUCCUCCGAGUCACACUCGAAACGGUCAACGUCAAGGUGAGGCAUCUGGGCCUGCUCUCGCCGGCACUCCCGAACCUGGCAGAGGAAAUUGCCAAGCUGUCAGCCGUGGCAAAGUAUCUACCUGAAGACGACCGUCCCGGCCUCCUCACACUGAGCACGCUUCAAAAGGUGGUCGUUGGCGUCGAUGUCGGAGGCAGAGUUGGCCACGUUGGUGCCGAGCUCCGAGACUUUGAGAUCGCGCACAUUUCGGUGCCGUCGCUUGUUGCUGUCGCCGUCGGCGCCGUGUCCGUUCGGCGGAACAAAACAGAGGAGCUCAUCAGUUCGCCAUCGUUCGAUAGUCCGACGGAGUCACAUGACAAGGCACCCAUCCUUAUGGCCCGGAUGAUCGGGGACGAAAUGGAACCUACCGUCAAGCUGAAACUGUACGAAGUACGGAUCGAGUAUCGAGUGCCUACUGUCAUGGACGUGCUUGGCCUCGCCGAAGAUGCUACCCCACAGGACUUUGAGGCGGGACUGGCUGCCUCUGUAGCUAGCCUUGGUGAUCGGGCGCAAAGCUUCAUCCGGCGGCCUCAUUCGCCGACCAUUGGAGAUGUCAAACCGAGCAAACCGAUGACGCUCGACGUUGGCUUGCGCGACUGCCUCAUUGGCCUGAACCCGCUGGAUUUGACGUCGAAGAUGGUGGUGGCCCUGACGGAAGCGCACCUGCAGACGACGUUGCCCAAGGACGGCAAAACGACCGUGACAAUGGAUAUCAACAAGGCAUCGAUACUCCUGACGGACGACGUGUCUCAGAUUGGAUCUGGCGCCGCAUCUCCGGAAGCGAGACGUCUGUCGCUGUCCGCCGUCUCCGCUCAGGUUGCCGACAUGUGCGCCAAGGGAUUCGUAAACAUUUGCUACAUCUCAUCCGCAAGCGUUGCCGCAAGGGUGAAGCCUGCAACUGACGGCAGCGACGGUAAACAAGUCGAAGUGGAUCUGCGAGAUGACUUGCUCGUGCUCGAGACUUGCGCCGACUCGACCCAGACCCUCAUCACUCUCGCAAACGCGUUGAAGCCGCCCACGCCCCCGAUAAAGGGAAACAAAUAUCGGACCAAGGUGGUCCCUAUGCAGGAUCUCUUGGCAUCCAUAUCCGCCGAGGCAUUUGGGAAGCCGGAAGGCGAGUACGACUUUGACCAAGAUUUUGCCGGAGCGCAAGAAAUGGCAGGCAGUGACUCGGACCUCGGUUAUGGAAACGACUCGUUGCAUGUCGAAUCGCAAUACUACGGUGAGGGAUCCGUCGCCGAAGAGCUUUUUGACGCAACGAGCGACUCUGGCAUGCAGGAUACGGCAGAAGGGGUGUUGCUCACUGGCUUUGAUCGCUCUCACAGCACAUCGUCCGAGCAAGACAGCGACGGCCUGGUAAUCCAUGAGGACUUUUACGGACAUGACGAAAGCGGCUCGUCCCACCCUCCCAAGCUAUGGAACUCGAACAUGAACACAUACGAUGAAGCGCCGGAGAGUCUCGUCGUCGCGAGCCCCCUCAAAGUCUCCGUUCGGGACGUCCAUGUCAUCUGGAACCUCUUCGACGGCUACGACUGGGCUCAUACGCGUGAUGUCAUAUCCAAGGCAGUUGAGGAUGUCGAGUUCCAGGCUACCGAGCGGCAAUCGCGUGGCGGUCUGCAGGCCUACGAGGAAGAGAACGAAGAUGAGGAGACGAUUGGCGACUUUUUGUUCAACUCCAUUUACAUUGGCAUACCCGCGAACCGUGAUCCUCGCGAGCUCACCCGCGCAAUCAACGAGGGACUCAACGACAACACUACAGAUACCGAGUCGGUUGCGACGACGGCCUUUACCGCCGUCACAAACAAGUCCGCCCGACGGCAACCGAGGGCGAGGCGCCUGAGGCUCAACCGCAGCAAGCAUCACAAGAUCACGUUUGAGCUGCAGGGGUUAAGCGUCGACAUGGUCACUUUCCCGUCGGAAUCGGAGUCCGAGACGCUAAGCAGCAUCGAUGUUCGGAUCCAAGCUCUUGAUAUAUUUGACCACGUGCCGACGUCAACAUGGAAAAAGUUUGCCACGUACGAUCAGGAUCAGGGCGAGCGGGAGUUGGGCAGUAGCAUGGUGCACCUCGAGAUACUGAAUGUGCGGCCCCUUCCGGAGCUGGUGGCGGCGGAAAUCAUCCUGCGCGCGACUUUACUGCCGUUGCGGCUGCACGUGGACCAAGACGCCCUCGACUUCAUCACCCGCUUCUUCGAGUUCAAGGACGACAAGAUGCCGGUCCAUGCGUCUCCGAGUGACAUUCCGUUCGUUCAGCGAGCAGAGAUCAACGAUGUGCCCGUAAAGCUGGACUUCAAGCCAAAGCGAGUCGACUAUGCCGGAUUGCGGUCGGGUCACACCACGGAAUUUAUGAACUUUGUCGUGCUCGAAGAGUCGCGCAUGGUGCUACGGCACGUCAUCAUCUAUGGAGUCUCGGGCUUCGACCGCCUGGGCAAGACGCUCAACGACAUAUGGAUGCCCGACGUCAGAAACAAUCAGUUACCGGGUGUCGUGGCCGGCCUCGCGCCCGUCCGCUCCCUGGUCAACAUUGGGAGCGGUUUCCGAGACCUGGUCGAGAUUCCUCUGCGGGAGUACCAAAAAGAUGGCCGUGUGAUCCGCAGCAUUUCAAAGGGAGCGGCGGCCUUUGCGCGAACGACGGGCACGGAGCUCGUCAAGCUGGGGGCGAAGCUUGCCGUCGGCACACAGUACGCGCUCCAGGGCGCUGAGGAGAUGCUUAUGGACAAGCGGCAGGACGUGCAAGGCAGUUGGGAGGAUGGCGACCUCGACGCCGAGGACCGGAAGCAGAUAUCGCUCUACGCAGACCAACCGACGGGCGUGUUGCAGGGCCUUCGUGGUGGCUUCCGGUCACUCACGCGCGACGUGAACUUGGCACGCGAUGCCAUAAUUGCCGUACCCGGCGAGGUCAUGGAGAGCCAAUCGGCGACGGGACUCGCGAAGGCCGUGUGGAAGAGGGCGCCAACCAUCAUCUUCCGGCCCGCCGUCGGCGUGACCAAGGUUUUUGGGCAGACGCUGAUGGGAGCGACCAACUCGAUCGACCCACACAACAGAAGACGGAUCGGCGAGGUAAGCUUACACUGCAGGGAGCGCCUCUUCAUUUGUUGCUAA
This is a messenger RNA of Drechmeria coniospora, 6312 nucleotides long. RefSeq lists its product as uncharacterized. Gene Ontology annotation, molecular function: phosphatidylinositol-3-phosphate binding. The record is from RefSeq and is a predicted model, not a curated record. NCBI's taxonomy places the organism in Eukaryota, Fungi, Ascomycota, Sordariomycetes, Hypocreales, Ophiocordycipitaceae. The transcript has a single exon. Gene Ontology annotation, cellular component: extrinsic component of membrane; phagophore assembly site. The coding region runs from base 1 to 6312 and encodes 2103 amino acids. Gene Ontology annotation, biological process: autophagy of mitochondrion; reticulophagy; autophagosome assembly.